This is a messenger RNA of Procambarus clarkii (red swamp crayfish), 1353 nucleotides long. Lineage: Eukaryota; Metazoa; Arthropoda; Malacostraca; Decapoda; Cambaridae. The record is from RefSeq and is a predicted model, not a curated record.
AUGAACAGAAAGAAGCUUUCUGGAGAAAGCCUUCCAGUCUCCUGCAUAAUUACUGGCCGUCGUCUGAGUGCGGUCAUUACUGGUCGUCAGGGACGGAGACGAAUCAUCCAGCCUCGACUACCUUCCCACGCCACCCACCGACUACCUCCCCACGCCACCCACCGACUACCACCCCACGCCACCCACCGACUACCUCCCCACGCCAGCCACCGACUACCACCCCACGCCACCCACCGACUACCACCCCACGCCACCCACCGACUACCUACCCCCCACGCCACCCACCGACUACCUCCCCACGCCACCCUCCCACGCCGACUACCACCCCACGCCACCCACCGACUACCUCCCCACGCCGGCCUCGACUACCUCCCCACGCCACCCACCGACUACCUCCCCACGCCACCCACCGACUACCUCCCCACGCCACCCACCGACUACCACCCCACGCCACCCACCGACUACCACCCCACGCCACCCACCGACUACCUCCCCACGCCACCCACCGACUACCUCCCCACGCCGGCCUCGACUACCUCCCCACGCCACCCACCGACUACCUCCCCACGCCACCCACCGACUACCUCCCCACGCCACCCACCGACUACCUCCCCACGCCACCCACCGACUACCUCCCCACGCCACCCACCGACUACCACCCCACGCCACCCACCGACUACCUCCCCACGCCACCCACCGACUACCUCCCCACGCCAGCCACCGACUACCUCCCCACGCCACCCACCGACUACCACCCCACGCCACCCACCGACUACCACCCCACGCCAGCCACCGACUACCUCCCCACGCCACCCACCGACUACCACCCCACGCCACCCACCGACUACCUCCCCACGCCACCCACCGACUACCUCCCCACGCCACCCACCGACUACCACCCCACGCCGGCCUCGACUACCUCCCCACGCCACCCACCGACUACCUCCCCACGCCACCCACCGACUACCUCCCCACGCCACCCACCGACUACCUCCCCACGCCGGCCUCGACUACCUCCCCACGCCAGCCACCGACUACCUCCCCACGCCACCCACCGACUACCUCCCCACGCCACCCACCGACUACCUCCCCACGCCACCCACCGACUACCUCCCCACGCCACCCACCGACUACCUCCCCACGCCACCCACCGACUACCUCCCCACGCCACCCACCGACUACCUCCCCACGCCACCCACCGACUACCUCCCCACGCCACCCACCGACUACCUCCCCACGCCACCCACCGACUACCACCCCACGCCACCCACCGACUACCACCCCACGCCAGGCAUUGGGCUCCGCAAACAAUUUGCACUCUUUAACCAGUUAGAAUUUACCAGGCAUAAUUAA